CAGGCACCUCCGACCAUGUCUUCAAAGGCCAUUCGUGAGCACGACGGUAAGCUGCUGCUCGCCCAGCACCUCACCGGCACCGGGUACAACCUGGCCCCGGUGCGUGUGGCGCAGGUCCUGGCCACCCCCUCGCCGGUGGCCGGCGAGGAGGACACCGUUGUCCUCCCCUCGCCCCUGGACCACCCUUGGCUCCAGGGCGACACCCGCCUCGUGGUUAAGCCCGAUGAGCUGAUCAAGCGCCGCGGCAAGCUGGGUCUGCUGCUGCUGAACGCCGACUGGGACGCCGCCUCGGCCUGGGCCACGGACCGCAUCCGCCGCGAGGUCCACCUGCCGACCACCGGGCACGAUGGCGACGAGGAUGACGACUGCGCCCCCCCGGCCGAGGAUGCCAAGACCAUCCCGGCUCGCCUGCACCACCUGCUGGUGGAGCCCUUCAUCCCCCACGACUCCAAGACCGAGGAGCACUACGUGUGCAUCCGUUCCGUGCGCCAUGGCGAUGAGAUCCUCUUCAGUGCUCGUGGCGGCAUCGAUGUCGGCGAUGUGGAUGCCACCGCUUCCCGGCUGCUGGUGCGCGCGCCGAUCGAUUCCUUCGACGGGCGUAACCCCACCACUGCCUGGCGUGGGAGUGCCUCGAGCGCCGCCGGCGCCGGGGAUUCCUCCGCCUCCGCCGCCGAUCUCGGCUGGGACGAUGACAAUGAGUGGUACCACCCGACCGAGUCCGACUGGCAUGGCGACUCGGCCCUGACCACCGAGCACCUGCUGAAGCACCUGCUCAGCCCGGAGCAGUGCCCCGACCUGCAGGAUGACCGCCGCGCCGCGCUGGCCGCCUUCAUCGUCGACCUGCACCGGGUGUACACCCGCCUGCACUUCACCUAUCUGGAGAUCAACCCGCUGGUCUUCUGCCAGGGGAAGGUUUACAUCCUGGAUCUGGCCGCCAAGCUGGACACCACCGCCGAAUUCGAGUGUGCCCGGCUUUGGGAGCUCAGCUCGGCCGUGGUGCCGGCCAGCGAUGAGCUGGGGUCCGGCACGCGUGCGGCCCCGAAUGCCGCGGCGCCCGGUGCCCCGGAGCAGGCCCAGCGCCUGCGCCGGCGGAUGCCGGACUUCCCGGCUCCCCUGGGCCGGCCGAUGUCCGACGCCGAGCGCUACAUCGCCGAGCUCGAUGCCAAGACCGGUGCCUCUCUCAAGCUGACGGUCUUGCAGCCGCGCGGCCGUGUGUGGACCCUGGUGGCUGGUGGCGGUGCCUCGGUGGUCUAUGCCGAUGCCGUGACCGCGGCCCUCGGCGCCGAGGUGGCCGGGCGCGAGCUGGCCAACUACGGCGAGUACUCCGGCGCCCCGACCGAGUCCCAGACCUUCGAGUACACUCGCACCGUCCUGCGCCUGAUGACCACCAUCCACCCGGAGGAUGAGGCCAAGACCGACCUGCCGCCGCGUGUGCUGCUCAUCGGUGGUGGCAUCGCCAACUUCACCAAUGUCGCGGCCACCUUCCGCGGCAUUGCCCGGGCCCUGCGCGAUGCGGCCCCGGCCCUGAAGCGUGUCAACGCUCGGAUUUGGGUCCGCCGUGGUGGCCCCAACUACCAGGAGGGUCUGCGCCACAUGCGCCAGCUUGGCUCGGAGAUCGGCAUCAAGAUCCGCGUCUACGGCCCGGACAGCUUCAUCACCCAGAUCGUCAAGUACUCUCUGGUUGAUGCCGGCUUCAUCGAUGGGCGUGCUGCUCCUGCCUGCACUGCUGGCGACGAUGACAUCCCCCUGUCGCCCUCGAUGGCCGCCCUGACUCGCAACGACUCGAAGGUUGGCAACGAGUUCAGCGAUGAGGAUGAGAUCGAGACCACCGUCACCUCAGCCGCCCGUGCGGCUGCGGUCAAGUCCGCCUCCAAGUAUGGCCGCCCUUCGGCCUCCGACAACGCUCCCAGCAGCGUUGACCCCUCUCCCAGCAUCCCGCUUCCGCGCGAUGCGGCGGUGUCCUCGACCGACAACGACUCCGAGGAGGACUCGCGUGCCGGCUCGCCGGUCAGCCUGGCCUCGGUCUCGCGUGCCCUUCUUGACCGCAAGACCCGUGCUUUCAUCUAUGGCAUGCAGCCGCGCGCUGUUCAGGGCAUGCUGGACUUCGACUAUAUGUGCAAGCGCAAGACCGCCUCCGUGGCCGGUAUCAUCUACCCCUUCGCCGGUGGGCGUCACGUUCAGAAGUUCUACUGGGGCACUCGUGAGAUCAUGGUGCCCGUGUACACGGAUAUCGCCGAUGCGGCUGCCCGCCACCCGGAGGCCGACACCGUGGUCAACUUCGCCAGUUGCCGGUCGGCCUACGAGGCCACCUGCGACCUGAUGGCUCACAUCCCCGGGCUCCGGUCGAUUGCCAUCAUUGCCGAGGGUGUGCCGGAGCGCCACACCAAGUCCCUGAUUCGCCGGUCGCGCGCGCUCGGCGUGACCCUCAUCGGCCCGGCCACCGUGGGUGGUGUUCAGCCUGGGGCCUUCAAGAUCGGCAACACCGGCGGCAUGGUGGACAACCUGAUCGAUGCCAAGCUCUACCGUCCCGGGUCGGUGGGCUACGUGUCCAAGUCGGGCGGCAUGUCCAACGAGCUGAACCGUCUGCUGUCCCGGCACACGGACGGUGUGUAUUCCGGUGUGGCUGUCGGUGGCGACCGCUAUCCGGCCACCACCUUCCUGGAUCACAUCCUGCGCCUGGAGGAUGACCCGGCCUGCAAGAUGCUGGUUCUGUUGGGCGAGGUUGGUGGGCGCGAGGAGAUCGCCGUCGCCAAGGCCAUCGCCUCGGGCCGGGUGACCAAGCCCAUGGUGGCCUGGUGCAUCGGUACCUGUGCGGAUGCGCUGGCCGCCAGCGCCGGUGGUGCUGAGGUCCAGUUCGGCCAUGCCGGUGCCAUGGCCGGCGGUCGCGAGGAGACUGCCCUGGCCAAGAACCAGAUCCUCCGCAACGCCGGGUGCCAUGUGCCCAACUCCUUCGAGGAGUUCCCCGACAUGCUGGAGACCGUCUUCAACCAGCUGGUCGCCGAGGGCGUCAUCCCGCCGAAGGAGACCCCGGAGCCGGAGGCCCCGCGCAUGCCGAUCGACUACCACUGGGCCCAGGAGCUGGGUCUCAUCCGUAAGCCGGCCAACUUUGUCACCACCAUCGUCGAUGACCGUGGGCAAGAGCUUCUUUACUCUGGCAUGACCAUCAGCGAUGUCUUCCGCAAUGACAUCGGCAUUGGUGGUGUGCUGGGCCUGUUGUGGUUCCGCCGCCGUCUGCCGGAGUAUGCCGGCCGUUUCAUCGAGAUGGUGCUCAUGCUGACUGCCGACCAUGGCCCCGCCGUGGCCGGUGCCCACAACACCAUUGUCACCACGCGUGCCGGGAAGGACCUGAUCUCGGCGCUGGUGAGUGGUCUGCUGACCAUUGGCGACCGCUUUGGCGGUGCGCUUGACGGCGCGGCGGCCCAAUUCUCGGCGGCCUAUGACCAGGCCCUGCACCCGCACGAGUUCGUGGACUCCAUGCGUCGGAAGAAGCAGCUCAUCCAUGGCAUUGGCCAUCGGAUCAAGAGCCGCACCAACCCCGACCAGCGUGUGCAGAUUGUUUGCGACUAUGCGCGCCAGCACUUCCCCUCGACCCGGGUCAUGGACUAUGCCCUGGAGGUGGAGAAGGUCACCACGGCCAAGAAGGACAACCUCAUCCUCAAUGUGGAUGGUGCCAUUGCCGUGUGCUUCGUCGAUCUGCUCCGGUACUCCGGGCUCUUCACGGCCGAGGAGGCCGAGGAGUACAUCCAGCUUGGGAUUCUCAAUGGCCUCUUUGUGCUCGGCCGCUCGGUGGGCUUCAUCGGUCACUUCAUCGACCAGCGCCGCCUGCGCCAGGGCCUGUACCGCCACCCGUGGGAUGACAUUGCCUACCUGCGUCCGGAGGAGGCCGAGGGCAUGGGCUUCUCCGACAUGUAAGGGCGUGGCCACUGCUCUCCCUUGUCUCUGUUCUCUGUCUCUCGCCCUUUGUCAGCCGUUGGUGGCCCAGUGCCUCGUGGUUGGCACACGGGGCCGCGUGAGAAGAGGGCGGAGGGGAGGAGUAUGCGCGCGCGCGCGCAUAUCCACAGAGAGGAAGCAAUCCCGGGGGUCAUGAUUGGCCCUCCAGCCCUUCGACCUUUGCACACACCGAGAGAGACAUGCCUGCAAGAGAUGUGUCCCUUCUCUUUCUUUCUCUCCCUCUCUCCCUCUCUCUCUCUCUCUCUCCUUC
Fonticula alba is the source of this 4201-nucleotide messenger RNA. RefSeq lists its product as hypothetical. The transcript is spliced from 5 exons. The record is from RefSeq and is a predicted model, not a curated record. Bases 16 to 3912 code for a protein of 1298 amino acids. Gene Ontology annotation, biological process: acetyl-CoA biosynthetic process; tricarboxylic acid cycle; fatty acid biosynthetic process. Lineage: Eukaryota; Rotosphaerida; Fonticulaceae. Gene Ontology annotation, cellular component: cytosol. Gene Ontology annotation, molecular function: ATP citrate synthase activity.